CAGUUAGGUGCAAAGAAGCUGUGAUUUACAACUGUUUGCAGAUUUAAUAUUUUAAAUUGUUGAAUUUUGGAACAGAAAAGUUUAAAAAAAUUUCUUUAGCAUUGAAAAUUUCCAAAAAUCAAUUGAAACAGUGAAAAGUGUCAAAAAUGUCGAUAAAUUACUUAAACGACUUUAAUGCCGUGUGCCAAAACAUUUGGAAUUUGGGAGCAAUUAAAUUAACUAUACUUGUUAUUUUAAGCUACCAAUUAGUUGCAGCCCGCGAUUAUGACGAACGUUCACGUGACUUUUAUGGGGAUUUCACCUCGGACGAAAGCUAUGGUGAUCUUAACCUUUUAGAAAUGAGCACAAAUCAAAAAGAUCACAUUGUGAGACUGCACAAUCGAUUGCGCAACAAAAUUGCAUUGGGCGAAAUACGGAGAUUUGAUUCUGCGUCUAGAAUGCCUGCACUCCGUUGGAGUGAUGAGUUGGCUCGUUUAGCUGAAACAAAAGCACGUGCAUGUGCAGAUGGACGAGAGGAAUGUAAAAAAGAUAAAUAUCGCAAUCAAAACAUAGCUCGCCGUGGAUGUUCAGAUAAAAUCAACGAACCACCCACAUACACUAUGAGUUCAAUGAUUAUGGACUGGUUUUUGGAAUACCGGGAUGGCGAUAUGAGCAACAUUUAUUCAUCGAAUAAUCGUCCACAAGGCUUCGAAACAAUCAAUAAGGACAUCGAAAACUUUGCAGUGAUGAUGAACGACAGGAAUUCAGCUGUGGGAUGUGCAAUGAUUCGAAGCCAAGAGGAUGGCUUAAAAUUCGAUCAUUUGGUUUGUAACUAUGGAUAUGCAACCAAUCGCAAACCCGUAUAUGAAAGAGGUUCAGCCGCAUCAAGAUGCAAAGAACGUCAUUCGACUUACGAAGGACUUUGCCGCAACUCAAAUAAUGUGGAUGAUAGACGUUUAUUAACAUUGUUCUUUAGAUAAGCAUUUCGCAAUUUUUGUAUCGAUUUUUUAUUUCGUUUUCAAGUAUGGAUAUAUACGGGUUAAUUUAUAUUAGAUUAAGACAUUUUAUGAAUUUUAUUUUUAUUAUCACAACAAAUUUGUAUCUUUUGAAUUGCUCAAAUAUAAAGUAAAAAUUAAACA
Molecule: messenger RNA, 1118 nt
Organism: Sitodiplosis mosellana (orange wheat blossom midge)
Lineage: Eukaryota; Metazoa; Arthropoda; Insecta; Diptera; Cecidomyiidae
Product: antigen 5 like allergen Cul n 1-like
Exons: 4
Coding region: 147-959 (270 amino acids)
Source: RefSeq, a predicted model, not a curated record